Tigriopus californicus is the source of this 6749-nucleotide messenger RNA. RefSeq names its product pleckstrin homology domain-containing family G member 5-like. Gene Ontology annotation, cellular component: plasma membrane; endocytic vesicle; axon. Gene Ontology annotation, molecular function: guanyl-nucleotide exchange factor activity. Lineage: Eukaryota; Metazoa; Arthropoda; Copepoda; Harpacticoida; Harpacticidae. The record is from RefSeq and is a predicted model, not a curated record. Bases 735 to 5834 code for a protein of 1699 amino acids. Gene Ontology annotation, biological process: Rho protein signal transduction; endothelial cell migration. The transcript is spliced from 29 exons.
UAUUUGACGCUUUGAGUCUCUUGGAGCCCUCUCUCUUUGAAUGGCACCUGAAUGAAACUCAUGUGGAGCGCGCGUUUGAGCGUCGCAAGCGCCCUCUUCCACAAUUUUGGCAUGAGAAAAAGAAGACAUCAAAGUCUGCCAAAGGAGAAGACGAAUCCGAACGCACGGAGAAGAAGAAGAUAACCAAAGAACGAGGAAGCAGUUGGUUUGUGGAGAGCGUACCGUGCACAUGGUGUUGGAGUGAGUGAGUGAGCAGUGCAUUAUUACUUUACCACCAUUACUCGUUGGCUUCAUCCACAUCACAACAUAGUCAUUGUACUACUCAUCCCAUCAUCGGAACUACCAGUGGUCGCUUUCUGCCGACAAGUAGCGUGAGGAUCUCGGAGGAGUGAAGUGUUUACCAGUGAUAAACAACACUCGCCUUCUAUACACUAUAUACAAUACGGAUAGAAGUAGUACUACCCAUUACCACAUGAAAACCUGUUGCUUCAAGAUUCACAAUGGAAAGUUAUGAAGAUGUGUCAAGGGUUCAAAAUCGAUUGUGAUCUUCCUCCCCCCCUCCACCAUCCAAGCCAAACCAAGCCAGUGAAUCAGUGAGUGAAUCCACGAGAAGGAAAAGGUGAAAGCUGACGAGCGGAAUCUUUUGAAAAUCUGAGAAAAUAAGCAUAAUCUCAAAGUGAUUCUCAGGAGGUAAUUGAAUGGUACAGUAGUACCGGGACUUCCAGAUCCCGUCUAUGGGAACAAUUGAGCGAAAAUGUCAUGAGACACCAUGGAUCGGAAUUCACUUUCCACAUAACAUGGAACGAACCAUCACGCGCAUCAAGAACCUCAAGGCCAGACGGAAGCUUUCGCUCCCCGCCUCACCGAACCCCAACCAUGCCCGAACCGCUCAACCCGCCACGCGCACGGAAUCUCUGUCCGUGGCGCCCUCUAACGAUAAUAACCUGUCGUUGCCUUACGCAAGGAUCAGAAGCCUCAGCCCGGAUGACGUGUUUGAGACGCAUUCCGAGGCUUCGUUUUCGCAUGGCGGAGACAGAUCGCCCAACCAUCGACCCACCAAACGAUCUGAGUGGAAUCAAAUGCAAUGGAGUCCGGAUGUGCGGACUCGAACGUUCGAUUUCGAGCAACGCCUCGAGAACAUUCGGCAGAACUUGCGGAAUGUCGAGAUCAGUGAAAACCAUCACGGUCGUUAUGGAAAUAACUUGCCCAACGGGAUCUCCCGACGUUCCAGUUCCACAGUGCGAUUCACCCUCCCACCUCAAUCGAAUAGUAGCCGAUAUCGUCGCAGUGAGAGUGUCUCCAAUGUGGACAUGGAAUCACUUCGACGACGGAACAUUCACACUCGACAUGGAAGUCUCCCCCAUGUGUUUAGAAAUCUAUAUUACCAUCAAUCCAUGAGUGCAGCAGAUGUCGCUAGCGGACGACACAGCUCUUGUGAGCGCACCUCAUCCAUGUCCCGAAAGCCGCCGCCCACACCCCCUUCCCGUCGGCCAAUUCCUCGAAGUGGAUCAGAUUUUCGCCAUGAAAACGGGAAACAACGACAUCACCAAAACCAUCAACACCAUCAUCAUCAGCAACAACAGCAACAACAGCAGCAACAGUACCAAUACCAAAAUGGAAAGAAAGAGGGGCCCGAACUUCCAGUUUUAGCUCUUCAAUCCUCCAAUGCCGUGUCCUUGCCGGCCAAUAUCGAUAAUCUGUCCGACGAGGACGAGGAUGAUGAGGAGGACGAGGAUCUUGACGAGGACCUAGGAAGUGAGCAUAUCCACAACCAUCUUGGUCAUUUCGCCCAUGACUCGACAUCUCACCCCAAGUUGAAUGGACGGAGCUCUCUUCAGGGUGGACAUGAGAGAGCUUCCAAUCCAACAACCCCUGUGAGACGAGGCAACAAAUUGAAGCGGAGAAAAGCCUAUUAUACGCGCCAAAGAAGUGACAUCACGACCAAUCCGGUCGGCCCAACUUGGUCUCUGCCCCUUGACGCCUUUUUUGACGCCCAAUAUCAAUUCUCGUUGGCCAAGGGUCGAAGUAAGAGCCUUACUAGUAUCGAUGCGCUCAAUCCAAUGUCCAACAUGAGCAUGGACGCGGACUGUCGGUCGGAGACCGAAUUGGCCGGAGAACGGCUCACUGUGCCUUUACGUUGUGAUUCGGCCGGGGGAGGCCUCUCCCACCAAGGCAGCGGCUACCAACGUAGACGCAAGCUAUCCACCACUGGCAAGGUUUCCAGCUCGGAAUUUCUCACCGUCAGCUUCGAAUGCUUCGAUGGGGAGAGAGGGCCUGAGGAAUUCAUGCCGGCCACUCGAGGCACUUGUCUCAGGGAAGCCAUUGCCACCGUGUGCGAGCGUCGAGGCAUAGAUGUGGACUCGAUUAACGUCUAUCUAGAUAAUUCCACUACACCCUUACCUCUUUUGACCACAGAGACUGCCUGGCUGGGAGGUAAAGUGAUCAACAUUCGAGCCAAAGACGAUUCCAAAUCUCCGAUUCGUGCGUCUGAGCGGAUCUCCGUGACCGCUCCUCCCAGUCGAAAAGCAUCGGCCGUCAGCAAUAGUGGUCGUUCCAAAUCUCGUCUGUUCAACUCGGCCUCAUCCUCCGAGGAGACAGCCUCGCUUUUGAGUUCCUCCUUCGGUGGAUUGGGGUCCUCCAAUCCGCAGCAGAGUCUUUCAGCCCUCAAUAUCAGUGCCUCAUUUGACACGAACACCCUUCGGGUCUCCAGCACCACCAAUGCCUCCACUUCACUCGCUCCCAAUAGCGGACAAUCCGCGGGAUCGGCCGUGGCCAACAAGGCCGCUAAGACGGCCAAUCGAUGGAGCGGCCUUUGGGGAGGCUCUUCCAAGGAAUCCAAAAUGGGCGCCUUAGUGAGCCAGUUGGACAACUAUUCAAAGAUCGGCAUCCCCAAGCUUCACCAUCAGGCCAGUUUCGCAUUUGAGGACGAAGUGGAAGAAGCCUUAUACAGCCUGGAAGAGGACUGGUCAGAUAUUGUCCGGCAUUCGAAUGGACUCUCCGAGCGGGUUCGCAGCCAACAAGCGGCCAUCUGGGAGUUGGUCGAGACCGAAGUGGCCUACAUCAGGACGCUGAAGGUCAUCCAAGAUCUCUUUUUGAACUGCCUCUGCAAUCUGCAAAACAACUCGAUCCUCUCGGAAAUCGAUACGGAGCGCCUGUUCUGCAACAUCCCCGAGAUCUACACUGCCAACCGGAUCUUUUGGCAUGAGAACAUCAACCCCAUGGUGAAGGCUUCCAGGAUCUCUGGGGAACCUCUGGAUCCCAACAUGAUGGUGGAUGGCUUUCUCAAGUUCGAGGAGAUCUUCAGCCCGUAUUCGCGGUACUGCUCAGAUCAAACCAAUUGUCAGGAAUACUGUCGUGAUCAAGAUAGGAAUAAUGAAAUUUUCAAGGCAUAUCUGGCGUGGUGCGAAACUCAGAAAGACUGCAAUCGACUCCGUCUGCUCGACAUUCUGGUCCGACCAAUGCAACGUCUCACCAAGUACUCCUUGCUGUUGAAGGCAAUUCUCAAGAAGACUGAUGAGGAGCACCAAAGAAACAACCUCAUUCUUAUGGAUGAGAAAGUGGAUGCAUUUGUGUCGGAUGUCAACUCGCAUCUUCGUCAACGUCAAGAGCAUGAGCGAUUGAAGACCAUUGCUGCCAGGAUCGAGGCCUACGAACCAGUUGAAACAAAGGACGAGGAUCUGGAGCGGUUGGUUCAAAGCCAUUGUCGUUUGGAUCUGGCCACGCCCAUGAUCGGCUGCACCGAGAACCAAAAGCGAUUCAUACUGUAUGAAGGUGAUCUCAAACUCAGAGAAGGAUUGGCAUCCAAGAUGGACAUUCACGCUUUUCUGUUCAGUGAUAUGCUGUUGAUCUGCAAGAACCUCAAUAAAAAAUCGGCGGAAGGUGGAAAAGUCAAGGUGAUCCGACAGCCUUACAUCAUCGAUCGUCUCCUGUGCACGGACAUCUCCAAGGAAGGCCAAAAUGCGGCCGGAUUGGCCUUUGUCUAUCUGAGCGAAUUGAACGUGGUCGCGGCGGCCUUUACACUGCACAGUUCGGAGAACAAAGUUAUCAAGUGCUGGAAAGAGCAGAUCCAAAAGGCCAAGGAUCUCUAUGAAGAGGCCAAGGUGGCCUCCAUGGACCGCUUCUACCUGUCCUAUUGUGAUGAGGAAGAGGAGCUCUCUGCCCCCUCCGCGGCCCAUUCAGGUCUUCGGCGAGGUUCUUACCGAGGUUCCAAGUUGUCCAGUAUUGGACACUCGUAUUCAGGCUCCGUUGACAUGAAUGAAUUUCUCACCAUUGGAGGCAAUUCAUCUCCGCAAUUGGCUGUCCAGCAUCGUGAUCAAUCCGGAGCCCACCAAAGCGUGCGUCGUAAUCGCAGUUUCGAGCUACAAUCGCAACAUAACCUGGGAGUCGUUCCAUCUCCAAACCCGAAUACGCCCACGUCGACGAGCAAUCAAUGCACUCUGUCCACUAGCUUGGAUCAUCGAGCUUCCAGUUUGAGCUCGGAAGAGGGCCAACCAUUACGAGUACCUGGUGUGGACAGCCAUGGAUCUUCCACACCUUCCCCGAACAAAUCAGGCGCGUCUCCUCAAGCAUUGCAGGGUUCCUAUCCAGCGUCGCCGAGACGGCAUACUCUGGUGAAAGGCAUGAGUGGAGGCACUCCAAAUACCCUAACGGUUCAAAUCCCCUAUCAAUCAGCUCAAUCUCUUCCCACAUCCCCCUCAUCUGCACCCUCUCCUGGGCCAUCUAUUCCUGAGGACAAGGCCCCGCCACCCCCGUCAAGCCCUAUGGAGGGGCUCGAGAAGGUCGGUAUCGCGUUAAGCGGACCCCCUGGCAAACGGUGCAAGAGUCCAACCGCUCGGGGCAUAUCAUACCCUCCCAUAUCACCAAAGUCAUUGAAGCGUGGUGUAGCGAUCCACCCUUCGCAAUCAAUAAAGAACCCGCCACUUAUCAAGAGUCGACAUGUGGUCUCGGCUGCCUCCAUUAUGGAUGGACACCACCAGAACACCACAACGAGCGCGCAUAAUGUACCUGUCAUCAAAGGAAUUCCUCCCAUUGAGGUUGAGCCGUCAGAAGGGGACGAGUCAGAGGCCAAUGAUAAUCCUGGCCAAGUUGUGAAGACCCAAGGUGGAGUUCGAGGUGGACGGGGUGACAGAUCAACCGAUACAAGGCGUUACCAUACAGCAGGGGCUAUAGAAGAUAUCAAGAAACAAGAUGUCCGAGAUCACACAAUCCAGAAGCGGUUAAGUUGGAACUACGGACAACAUAUCCCGAACAAUGACUUACAGUUGAAGAACAAGAAUGUUGGAAAGUGUUUGAGUACAGAUUCAAUGCAAUCAUCAAGUGGGGUCAGCUCCACCGGAUCCCUCCAUCUCUCCAUCGGGAGUGAAAUCGAGGAGCACCAAUCCAAAACCAGUGCAAAAGACGGCAAAGAUGAAGUGGACGUGUCUCAAAAGCACUCCCCGGCGGUAUCAUUGCACGUAAAUGCACCUACCACGCCCUCUAAGAGUCUGUCCUCCCGACCUUUCCCAACUUCAACAUCCAACCAUGGGCGUCCUUUUGCCGUCAAGCCCACGCCUCCUCCGGUUCCUCCUCGAGCCAACAUCAAUUCAAGCCAACAUGUCUCCACUACAUACAUCACCCAGGAUGACGUGGUGGUAACUUCCUCUCCCAAAGUUGUGCCCAAGCAAGGUCAAAAACCUCCGAAUUCGGGGGCUCAAAGUGUGCCUCAAGUCCAAAUCUCGGUCACCAGUGUCACUGGGGGAAUGGGCAAUAACACCAAAGAAGACGGUAAAAGUGACGUCCUGAGUAUCCGGGAACUCUUGUUGAGCGACAAUUCUGUCGAAUCCUCGAACGUAUGACAAAACCCUUUUGGACGUAUGGGAAGGGAGGAGGACCCUGCAUAACUUACUACCAAAGCCCCAAGGCUCCAUCAUGGACGACGACUUGUUGCCUACCAUUGUGAUUUUAUGGGAAUAUUCAAAUGAGUACAGAAGGACGGUUCCUUCCACCGCCUUCUCUAUCACGGCCUAACCCAACUUUCCCUCUUACACAAUCCUUUCCCCAUUGGAAGAAGGAAGUCAUUGGAAACGAAAGAGGAAAUCUCACAUUAAUAAUAGCUCAUCAUCUAGUUACAUAGUAGUCGAUCCUUAGCAUAUCAUGAAUCAUAAAAACCAUUUAGCCUCCUCGUCCGACGUCAUAUAUCCCUGGCAUCCAUCACAUGAAUGGCUCAGUGUUCCAUUGCCCAGCAAAGAAAGAGAGAGGCCUUUGAAAAGCCAAUCUGAUAUAGCACGUGUUUUUUUGUUCGGUCCGGACACCGAAACGUACAGUUUUGGUUGCUCUUUAAACCAAAUGGGGGAAACCUGACGCUUGUCACACUCGAAUUUAUGUUUUCUGUCAUUGAUUCCCUGUCUCCAGGGUUGCAGGCCUCGAGAGACCUUUAUUGUCAACUUCACGGUGAUCUCCAUGAAGUGUUUGGUCCCAGAAACGUUGAAUGAUGUGAUAUAAUCGUGUUUCUUUGCUUUAAAACCACCAACCAACCAACCAACUCACAGUCGCGCUCUAUUCAUCAGCAUCUCCUUCGGUAGCUUACGAUUGGAUGAGAAAAGUUUUGUCACAUCCAUGCUACGAAACAUCAUGAACAAUGUUAUUAUAAUUCUUGCCUGUACAACCACAAUAACCAUUGAAUUGAAAAAUACCCCUUGUCCUUAAUUAUAAUGCAUUUGGGGAUGCCCCGAUGCCUCGGAAAUAAAACCAUGACACACAUCCUUGAAAAA